AUGGGACUGACCGAGAGCCGAGUCACGGCAAUGGGAAUAGUAUCCAACCGACCGAUCGACUCGUCCGAAGGCCAAGACGAAUUCUUUGGUGAUUCAUCAGUUGCUUCUUUCUUGAAACAGAUCAAAAGCCCUACGCAGAUAGUCUCUGCAGAUUCAGAUCCAUGUGCGAGAUUAAGUGCAGAUCCAACUUGCCUGUCACGGCUUCCCGAAUCGUCUCGUUCUGUAGCCGUCAAAACGUACCAGAUGCCACCUCGGCAACUGGCUGAUUAUCUUCUAACGUGCUAUUUCGACAAAAUCCAUAGCCUGUAUCCAUUCGUUCACAGGCCAAGUUUCCUGUGCGCGUACAGAGACCUAUGGACCUCUCACGCUGAGGCAGAUGUGCAGAGAGCCCGGUCUGGUCUGGGAUUAGGAGAUGCUAGGAUACCAGCUCCUAUAUUCCACUGCUCGUUGAACAUUAUCUUCGCUCUGGGAUGCCAAUUCUCCAAGCUCGACCAUGCAGCACGCGAAGCGAUGUCGGAGGAAGCGAGUAGUAUGAUGUUGGGCAGGCCUCCUAUGACUCGUGCUUCAGCAGUGCCUCUUCCCGAGGCCGUGGAUGAUGAGGUUCUUGAUACCAAUACCCAACAUUCCCGGAUACCCAGCCGGCCGCCUUCACGGACCGAAUUCUAUGUCCACACUCUGCAUUUAUACAAGAUUCUAAGGAAGAUUUUGUCCGAGGUUUAUGAGCCUUGGGAAGAUGGGAGAAUGCAAGAAAAUAUCCAACCACAAAGCCAGCAGUUUCAGAUACUAAUCGAGCUGGACGCAGAGCUGGAAGCCUUCAAGUUGAACCUUCCAGCGCACCUACAAUGGCAUACGUCACAGGAGUCCUCGAGCGUCCCGCAGCAAUCUUCCCGCGAGAGUAGUCUGCUAAGAGCAAGGUUUCUUCACUUGAGGAUUUUGCUGCUGCGUCCUACCCUCGUGAAAUUCUGCCGAGAAGGGCAGCCAGAUGAAUCCUCCGCGCAUUUUCGUUCUCGAAAGCUGCAUGCAGAAACAGGAAGCAAGAUAUUCUCCGACUUUAGUCUUGGCUGCUCAACUAGUUGCAUUGAAGCUGCAAUUGAACUAUCAUUCCUUAUGAAUGAAAUUUCCAGGACCGAGUUGGCCAGUGUAUGGUGGUAUAAUAUCUUUUACACCUUCACAGCUGGGGCUGUUCUCAUACUGGCCCAGACAUAUCCAGCUAUCGAGUCGAUAUUCUCGAAACAAGCCCUUUCUGAUUCUUGGAAAGCCUGCAUUGACUGCCUGGAAACGAUGAACGCCCCCGGCAGCACCGCCAAAACCUGUGCGAGCAAUCUUCGCAAGGCCCUGGCCGUUGCUGUGCAGGAAAGCGUUCAUCCUCCUCGCCCCAAUACCAAAAGUACCGCUGAGGACACACCGGAAACAGUAGGGCCAGGCGUAGGCCAUGCCGCAUCGUCUACUUACACGCCUACCUUAUCCCCAUCACAUCCCUCAGGAGACGUAGACGUUGCCGCUAACCGGGACUUUCUGGGUAUUCUGGAGUCCGAUCCAUUUGGCUAUGUAUGGGGACAAGAUAUCAACGACCCUUUGCCCGAGAUGCUGUGGGAUGAGUUUUGGUUGAUGGCGCCUUCGCUUUGA
Aspergillus wentii DTO 134E9 is the source of this 1626-nucleotide messenger RNA. Its product is annotated as fungal specific transcription factor domain-containing protein. The transcript is spliced from 4 exons. Gene Ontology annotation, cellular component: nucleus. Gene Ontology annotation, molecular function: RNA polymerase II cis-regulatory region sequence-specific DNA binding; DNA-binding transcription factor activity, RNA polymerase II-specific; zinc ion binding. The record is from RefSeq and is a predicted model, not a curated record. Gene Ontology annotation, biological process: positive regulation of transcription from RNA polymerase II promoter by galactose; DNA-templated transcription. Bases 1 to 1626 code for a protein of 541 amino acids. NCBI's taxonomy places the organism in Eukaryota, Fungi, Ascomycota, Eurotiomycetes, Eurotiales, Aspergillaceae.